AGUCUCUUGUCCUCCUGUGACCAAAAAUAAAAGUCGUUGCUCUUCCAGUCUUCCUUGUGUCACAAUGUUGAGCUUACAAGAAAAUUUAGAGAGAGAAAGAGAGAGACUGACCAUUUGGGGUGACCCCAGUCAAGGCGUGCUCCAGCACCUUCGUCUGACUUCAAAGACUUAUGCUUAACAACAACAAUAGGGAAAAUGUUCCUGCUUGUGAUGAAAUGGGAAAGACACACGGAUGGUAACAAGAGUUGGGGUUUUUUCUCAUGGGAUUACUACCUAUUUUUCUCAUGCUCUUAAGCUUCUGUGGAGGUUUGAUCACUGCCUUAGACUCUAUUACAUCAUCUGUAUUCGUCAAAGAUUCAGAAACUGUAAGCUCAAACAACAGCGCGUUCAAACUCGGAUUCUUCAGCCCCCAAAAUACCACAGAUCGUUAUGUCGGAAUCUGGCAUGUCUUCAAUUCCAAAGUCACAUGGGUGGCUAACAAAAACCAACCGUUGCAGGAUUCUUCUGGGGUCAUUACUAUAUCUGAGGACAAAAAUCUUGUACUAUUGAAUGGGACGAAAAGGAUUUUCUGGUCAUCAAAUGUGUCAAACAAAGCAUCGAGUUCCACUGCCCAACUUCUCAAUUCUGGUAACCUUGUGCUGAUAGACCAGACAGGCAAGACAUUAUGGGAGAGUUUCCAACAUCCAGGUGACGCAGAAUAUUCAAAUUUGGCAAUUAGUGCCCACCAGAAAAUUGGUUCAUCUAGAAAAAACCCUUCUGAAAGAAAAUUGGCUUACACCAGGAGAACAAACAAAGUAGGAGAGCAAAAGGUUCAAGAAAACUGUGAUACUUAUAAUUACUGUGGGACAUAUGGGAUCUGUGACUCCAGCAAAUCACCAACCUGCAACUGUUUGAAAGGGUUUGAGCCGAGGAAUAUCGAUGAAUGGAAUAAUCAAAAUUGGACGAGUGGGUGUGUGAGAAGGGCGUCACUACAGUGUGCAAGUGAUGGAGGCAAAGAUGAUUGGUUUCUCGAGCUGCAGAUGACAAAUAAUCCAAAAAAUUCAACGCCAUCAUUUGUUUCUGAAGACACAUGCAGAAAUCAGUGCCUAAAAAAUUGCAAUUGUACAGCAUAUGCAUAUGUUUCUUCUUUUUCCUGCAUGUACUGGACAGGAAACCUAACAGGCAUAGUAAGAUUGUCCAGUGGAGGAAUUAAUCUUUACGUCCGUCAAGCCUAUUCAGAACACGGUAGGAAGAAAAAGGACUUCAAAGUAGUUAUCACAGUAACAGUGACAGUAGGAGUGAUUAUCAUUGCCAUCAGUGCUUAUAUCUUAAAGAUGUGUACUGCUAAAUAUUCUGCAAGAAAAAAGGAAAGAAAUGCAAAGUUAUUGCUGAAAAAGGAAGAAAACCCGCUAGGAGACCUGAAAAUUGCAAAACUUGAGAAGCUACCACUGUUUGAUUUUAGAAUCCUCGCAACUGCAACCAACAACUUCAGAAUUGCUAAUAAGCUUGGAAGGGGUGGUUUUGGUCUGGUAUACAAGGGAGAAUUGCAAGAUGGACAGGAAAUAGCAGUGAAAAGACUCUCAAGAACUUCUAAACAAGGGCUGGAAGAGUUCAUGAAUGAAGUGGUUGUGAUUUCAAAGCUACAACAUCGUAAUCUUGUAAGACUUUUAGGAUGCUGUAUUGAAGGAGAGGAAAAAAUGUUGGUAUAUGAGUACAUGCCUAACAAGAGUUUGGAUGCUUUUAUAUAUGAUCCUGUUAAAAAGAAGGCUUUAGAUUGGAAAAACCGCUUGAACAUUAUCAAAGGAAUUGCUCGUGGAUUACUUUAUCUCCAUAGAGAUUCUAGACUAAAAAUUAUACAUAGAGACCUAAAGCCAAGUAAUAUCUUACUAGAUGCACAACUCAAUCCUAAAAUAUCAGACUUCGGUUUGGCAAGAAUCUUUGAAUGCAGUGAAGAUGAAGGCAAUACUCGAAGGGUUGUUGGAACAUAUGGUUAUAUGUCACCCGAAUAUGCAAUGGAAGGACUAUUUUCAGAAAAAUCAGAUGUCUUUAGCUUUGGAGUUUUGCUAUUUGAGAUCAUCAGUGGUAGGAAAAAUACAAGCAUUUGCGAUCAUGAACAUUCAUUGAACCUCUUGGAACUUGCAUGGAAAUUGUGGAAUGAAGAAAAUAUCGAAUCUCUCAUAGAUUCAGAAAUAUCUGAUCCAGACUAUGUCAAUGACAUUGUGAGAUGCAUACACAUAGGGUUUUUAUGUGUUCAAGAACAUGCAAGAGAUAGGCCAUCUAUGGGCACUGUAAAUUCAAUGCUUAACAAUCACAUUGUUAAUCUUCCGCCAUCAUGUCAGCCUGCUUACAUACAGAGGAGGGUUGUGACAAAUGCAGAGUCAUCUCAACAGAGCAAUAGAUCAUGCUCUGUCAAUAGCGUCACUCUCACAAACAUGCAAGGGAGAUAACAGGGAAGACGACGGUAACAUGGCCAAAAUAACUAUCCUUUACAUACUUACAAGUAUUUCAGCUAUAUAUACAAAAUCAUGCCCUUGUCAUGUUGAAUCUAAGGUGCUACAUUCAUUUGUAAGAAAAGGAACACAAGUGUGAAGCAGUGAAUCUAGUUAGAAACUGUUGGGUGAAUUUCAAAAUCAUUUUGUUUGUUUUGUUGUUCAA
Neltuma alba is the source of this 2634-nucleotide messenger RNA. Its product is annotated as G-type lectin S-receptor-like serine/threonine-protein kinase SD1-13. The record is from RefSeq and is a predicted model, not a curated record. Lineage: Eukaryota; Viridiplantae; Streptophyta; Magnoliopsida; Fabales; Fabaceae. Gene Ontology annotation, cellular component: plasma membrane. The transcript has 7 exons. Gene Ontology annotation, molecular function: protein serine/threonine kinase activity; ATP binding. The coding region runs from base 261 to 2426 and encodes 721 amino acids. Gene Ontology annotation, biological process: recognition of pollen; protein phosphorylation.